AUGGCACGCGCAAACGCUAGACUGAUUAGGUUUGGAAUCUUCGCCUUGGUGCUGGUGUUCUGCGGCUACAUCCUGACCAAGGGAUCGUCGUCGUCGUACACCAUUUCCCCAGGCCUUGCGCCAGCGGCCGGCUCGACCGGGUCGACCGCUAACGACGCCUUGUCGAGUAUCGCCCAGCCGGCCCAGCCGGCCCAGCCAACGGCCGAAAAGGAUGUUGACAGUGCCGUUAGCAAGCCCAAGGAGACUUCUGACGUUGCUGCUCCUGCUCUCGGUGGCAAAGAAAGAGCAACCUUUGUUUCUCUGGCCAGAAAUCAGGAUCUUUGGGAGCUGGUGGGCUCGAUCAGAGAAAUUGAAGACAGAUUCAACUCGAAAUUCCAUUACGACUGGGUUUUCCUGAACGACGGCGAGUUCAGCGAGGAGUUCAAGAAAGUCACCUCCUCCUUCUGCUCUGGAAAGACCAAGUACGGACAGAUCUCCAAGGAACAAUGGAGCUUCCCUCCUUGGAUUGACACCGACAAGGCCGCACAGGUGCGUGAGGAAAUGCGUGAGAAGAAAAUCAUCUAUGGUGACUCCAUCUCAUACAGACACAUGUGUCGGUACGAGUCUGGAUUUUUCUUCAGACACCCUCUGCUGGAGGAGUACGACUACUACUGGAGAGUUGAGCCGGGUAUCAAGAUCUACUGCGAUGUCGACUACGACGUUUUCAAGUUCAUGAGAGAAAACAAGAAAUCGUACGGCUGGACCAUCUCGCUGCCAGAAUACAAGGAGACCAUUCCUACGCUGUGGAAGACCACCAAGGAGUUCAUCAAGGAAAACCCUCAAUACAUUGCCCACGAUAACCUGAUGGAGUGGAUCUCAGAGGACGGCGGAAGUAGCUACAACGGCUGCCACUUCUGGUCCAACUUCGAGGUCGGUUCUCUCGACUUCUGGAGAAGUGAAGCAUAUCUCAAAUAUUUCGAGUAUCUCGACAAGGCUGGCGGCUUCUUCUACGAGAGAUGGGGAGACGCACCGGUGCACUCGAUUGCCGUCGCUCUGUUCAUGCCAAAGGACCAGGUGCACUUCUUCAACGAUAUCGGCUACUACCACGUUCCGUUCCACAAUUGUCCUAUCGAUGAGACGAUCCGGAAAGAGAAGAAAUGCAUGUGUGCUCCUACUGACGAUUUCACAUUCAGGCCGUACAGCUGCACGUCCAAGUUCUACAAUCUCAUGGGACUCAAGAAGCCGGACGGCUGGGAGAAUGAUGCUACGCCGCGCGAGCCUGCCGAAUUGGCGAAGACGUUGCUGGUGCUCGAGGAGGGGGCCAGGGACUGUCUACAGUCCAAAGAUUACAUCUCGUUUUUGACAAUCCUGGACGUUUACAUAGGUGAACCCAAUCUGUACAGCGAACAGGAACGCGAGCAGAUACUUCAAAAGCUGCUGGACAUUUUCACCCGUCACCAUGAAAUUCUGUAUGAAAUUGGCUGGGAUCUGCCUGUGCUUCUUCUCAAAUUCUGCCACGUGGAUCACAUGCCACGUCCGUUGGUCGAAGUCAAGUCGCUCGUGUACAUUAUGAAGAUUUUCGACACAUUGGCACAUUAUGGCAAUCCGAAGGAGCUACUAUUGACCGGGUGCGAAAUCAUACGCGACCUCAGACUCGACCUAGAUGCGGCCGAGACCGAACCAAGCGAGACUGCCAACCCGUCGCUCAUUGUGAGACCCCAUGAAGGAAUCCGUACGAUCAAGUUCCACCUGAUGCUGGAGCUGGUGAAUACCAGUUUACGCCGCAAUCAGACCAUAUAUCCAUCAAAGUUCCUGGGAAUGGUUGUUUCUGCCUUGGUGAACUUUAUGAAGAAUCCAGACCAGCCUAUGACCGAUCUCUCCGUCGCACGUCGCGUCUACACGUUCACUAGAGAUUACAUCCCGCCGGACAUCCCAAACACAAAUACGGACUCGAUACAGGACCUGACAAAGCUGGUUGAUCAGGAAAAUUACCUCCAGCGGAAACUGCUGCUGCUGCUUUUGUCUGUGGCGGCCGAAACAGCCUCUGCUACGUUGGCUUUGGAACUGCUUUCGGCAGUGUAUCCGAAUGUCCGACCAAUGAAAGAUGGUGACCAUGUUCUCUCGCUCGAGUUUCUGGGACGCUUUGUGAGUCUGUCAAUGUGUAUGGAUGUGGAGCUGGAUAAGUCUUUCGGCGAGGAAAUCUGCAAGGCAGAAAAAGUGUUUGAAAAUGCUGCAAUAAGCGAGAACGAGGAUAUUUUCAAACUUGUUAUUGAGAACUACAACUCGACAGAGUUCAGACAAAAAGACCCGGAGACAAUUCCCGUUUCUGCCGUCGCUUCUAUUGUGCUCUACACGUUUAGUCGGUUUGUGGAGGGAACGCAAUACAAAACUCCGUUGCCGUCGUUUUUGCAACUGGUCAAGCUACAAUUGUGCAUCCUGGUCCCGUAUCUGAUGAGCACCACCAAUGUGCACGGAGGAGCCAUUGUAAGUCUGGUGAUCUUAAGCAUGUCGGUGCUCGAGAAGGAAGGGUUUGAGUACACCAAGGAAGAGAAAACUCUUAUUCUGGGCUAUCUUCAAAGUCUGUCUUCUCUGUGUCUUGAGUUCUCUGACCCCAACAUCCGCAAACUGUUCUACUCGCUAACAAUGAAAGUGCUGAUCAACCUGAAAGAGCAAGACGCUUACGACUUUGUGAUCGACACCCUGGAGAACUGCUCUGCGGAGUCUGUGAGAACGUCCAUGAUUGGAAUUCUCAAAGACCUCUUUCUCCGCACAAAACCAGCUCCGGUGGAAAAGCAAAUGGAAAAUCUGCAGCUCUCUGCUCCUUCGUUGCCACCUCGCGAGUUUAAAUACAUCACAUUCACACAGGAGCGCGGGAACAAGAUUCUGCAGCUGCUGGACACCGCAAUAGAGGAAACGUUUGCGGAGGAAACUGUGGACCCGGUCAUAUGCAAUACGUUACUGGCGUACAUCAACCUGAUCCUGUCGGUCAAAAAGUUCAACAAGGGCGAUAUUCAAGAGCGUGUCAGCACCAUCAGGAGCCGCCUGUCAAAACUGGACUCGUCGCACCAACAGCUCGUCUACUUGAUCGAGUUCAGCAUCGACAAGGCUGCAGAAUUCUAUAAAAUAUAAUUAUUCUGUUUAUAGCCACUAAU
This is a messenger RNA of Ogataea polymorpha, 3131 nucleotides long. RefSeq lists its product as uncharacterized. Gene Ontology annotation, cellular component: Golgi apparatus; membrane. NCBI's taxonomy places the organism in Eukaryota, Fungi, Ascomycota, Pichiomycetes, Pichiales, Pichiaceae. The transcript has 2 exons. Gene Ontology annotation, molecular function: alpha-1,2-mannosyltransferase activity. The record is from RefSeq and is a predicted model, not a curated record. Gene Ontology annotation, biological process: cell wall mannoprotein biosynthetic process; protein N-linked glycosylation; protein O-linked glycosylation. The coding region runs from base 1 to 3108 and encodes 1035 amino acids.